Messenger RNA from Cherax quadricarinatus, 1191 nucleotides. RefSeq lists its product as uncharacterized. Lineage: Eukaryota; Metazoa; Arthropoda; Malacostraca; Decapoda; Parastacidae. The record is from RefSeq and is a predicted model, not a curated record.
CUCCAGUGAGCCCUGGGCCACGCAGUAUACAGAGAGCAAGGUGGUGCCAGGCAAGAAUCAUGACCAGUGACAAACACUGCUGAAAGCCACUUUGUCGACUCCAGUCUCGCCCUCGCAGAAAUGGAAUAUCUGAGAGCGAACUGGUUGUAUAUAGCAGUGAGCGUGGGCGGUGUUGCUGUGGGCGUGAGCUUCAUGUUCCUACUUUAUUGUUGUUUACGCUCUAAGUUACGCCAUUCUCGGGAAGACCCGAGUGCAACACCCUCACCUUCGAGUCAUCACUCCUUACCUCCCUGUUCUCCUACCCUCUCAGGGAUACACAGAGAACGCGUCCCAGCAAAGCCGAGAGCUUCAAGAUACCAGUCCAGUAGCAGUCAACCCGCAGUCCCCACCGACAGCUUCGAAACAUCAAGUUACAUAAAGAAACCUGUUGCACGUAUAUCCAACGGCCCGCCUCUUCGGAGGGCACCAACAUGCCCUCAGGAUGACGCCUAUUUCUACACAGAACCCGAUUAUCCCUCAUACAUACUACCAGAUAAGAUUGUUUGUCCUUCAUCUGAGCCAUUUCAGUUGUUUGACAAGUCGCCCAAGCCACAUAAUAAUGACUCGCAGAACCUGAAAGAAUUCCCUUCCAAAACUUUCCCGAAAGUCUCCUCGGGAAAUCAUGCAAAAUUCAAGACGCUGGGCCACUACCCAUCAAAUCUUCGGCCUACCCCUGAGCACAUUGUAUGUUCAUUUAAUAGGAGAGCCUCACCCUCCUGUAGACUUAACGCAACUUCCGAAAACACACCUCCAACUAUAACAUUAACCAGUACCUCCAGCUCGAUGUCUUCUCCCCCUCCUCUUCCCCUCCCUCGUGAUUUUCCUCCUAGAUCUCCUUUACGCUCGCCACUAGGUAUGCCAGUAUUGCCUCCAGACCCCAAAAUAGACAAAAUAGAGGAAGCUACAGUGGAAAUCUCCAUGCCAAGCGACAAUGGCAUCUUCAGGUUUUGCGAAGCAAAAACCCCGCCCAUGGGGCCAGUAACCAUGGCCCUAAAGGGGGUUGACAAGAAGUUCAGAGUUAAACUAAAGCUAGCAUUAGAAGAUUGAAAGUAAUUGUUUAAGCUGUUUGGAUAAUGUGAAUCUGUAUAUUUAAACAUGAGUUAUUCCUCAAUUAUUCUCUGCAACAUUUUCUGUUGAAAUUUUUUUCUUUCA